Molecule: messenger RNA, 750 nt
Organism: Penicillium verrucosum
Lineage: Eukaryota; Fungi; Ascomycota; Eurotiomycetes; Eurotiales; Aspergillaceae
Product: RTA1 domain-containing protein
Exons: 2
Cellular component (GO): membrane
Source: RefSeq, a predicted model, not a curated record
AAUCUUCUGAUACACAUAUACCUUUUGAGCCGUACGCGGCUAUGGUUCUGCCUUCCAUUCGUCGUCGGAGGCAUCACUGAGAUCUUUGGAUAUAGCGUUCGGAUCAUCGGGCAUGACAAUAUCACGUCGAAGGGACCGUAUAUCGCCUCACUCCUCUUGACCUUGUUGUCACCCAUCUGCUUUGCUGCGUCCAUCUAUAUGAUCCUGGGUUGCGUUAUCCGCGCCACUGGUGGGGAGAAGUACUCACUGGUCUCUGUCCGCUGGAUUACCAAGAUCUUCCAAGCUGGUGAUUUGGCGAGUCUGGCCCUGCAGGGGGCGGGUGGGACGAUUAUCUCGCGUGCUGACACCAAGUCAAAAGAGUCGAAUGGCAAGGUAAUCGUUCUUAUUGGCCUUGCCGUGCAGUUGGUCUUCUUUGGCUUCUUCGUCAUCGCCGCCCUGAUUUUCCACGUGCGUAUGCUCCGUAACCGCCCCAAAGGCACCGAAUCUGCUAUUUCCUGGCGUCAAAUCAUCUGGUUGUGCUACCUGACCAGUGCCCUGAUCACCCUUCGAAACAUCUUCCGUGUCGUCGAAUUCGCCAUGGGUACUCAAGAUUACUUGUGGCAGAAUGAAUGGCCGCUAUAUACAUUCGACGCCAUUCCCAUGGCUCUGACCAUGCUCGUGUGCGUGAAGUUCUAUGACCGCCAAAUUCAGCCCCAAAAGUACACCACGGCCAACCCGAUCCGCUUAACUGAGCAGUCUCUUACCUCCUAG